This is a messenger RNA of Doryrhamphus excisus (bluestripe pipefish), 1929 nucleotides long. Its product is annotated as transcription factor Sox-19a. Lineage: Eukaryota; Metazoa; Chordata; Actinopteri; Syngnathiformes; Syngnathidae. Gene Ontology annotation, molecular function: DNA-binding transcription activator activity, RNA polymerase II-specific; RNA polymerase II cis-regulatory region sequence-specific DNA binding. Gene Ontology annotation, cellular component: nucleus. Gene Ontology annotation, biological process: neuron differentiation; brain development; positive regulation of transcription by RNA polymerase II. The record is from RefSeq and is a predicted model, not a curated record.
GCGGGCUGGAACAACAAGUGUUUCACAUCACAACAACAAGUUGCACCGAGGACUCCACUCAACUCCUCUCCCCACGAAAACUUGGAUUAGGGGAACUUUUACAGAGGAAAAGGGCGGAAGAAGAAGAACAAGAAGAAGAAGAAGUUCCAACGCUAACUGUUAAUUAGCUCAUUGGGAUCACCCGGUGCUCCCGCUCCAGCUGCGGGAACACCAGGUUGUUAAAUCAUUUUCCCUUCUUUAUUAGAUCGCCAUUUUGACCGCGCCCGCCAUGUAUAGCAUGAUGGAACACGAAUUGAAGCCCAGCGGGCAGCAGGUUCAUCACGCCGCCCAGGGGAUGUCGCCGAUCCCCGGAAACAUGACGCCCGGGAACGGCGUCUCUCACCCGGGCUCCAAGUCCGCCGUCGUGGUGGACCCGAUGGACAAGGUGAAGCGGCCCAUGAACGCGUUCAUGGUGUGGUCGAGGGGCCAGAGACGCAAAAUGGCCCAAGAAAACCCCAAAAUGCACAACUCCGAGAUCAGCAAGCGCCUCGGGGCCGAAUGGAAGCUGCUGAGCGACGCCGAGAAGCGGCCGUUCAUCGACGAGGCCAAGCGGCUCCGGGCCGUCCACAUGAAGGAGUACCCGGACUACAAGUACAAGCCCCGCCGCAAGACCAAGCCCAUGCUGAAGAAGCACGACGUCCAGGUGCCCAAGUACCCGGCGCUGUCGGCGGGGAACCUGCUCCAGCAGGUGACGGCGGCGCAGGGUCAAGGGGUGAGUCCCAGGAUGGAGAGCUACGGGUGGGGCCCCGCGGGGGGCUACGCCGGGAUGCAAGGCGAGGCGCUCGGCUACACUCAGCAGCUGCACCGCUACGACCUGUCGGCCCUCCAGUACCCCCCCGCCAUGGCGGCGCAGACCUACAUGAACGGGAACAACUCCUACAGCCCGAUGUCGUACACCAGCAGCCCCCAACAGCCCAGCCCCGUCACCAUGUCCAUGGUCAAACCCGAACCGGUGUCCCACUCGCCUCCGACGCCCACCCACCAGCGGGGCGGCCCCCUGCAGGGCGACCUCCGGGACAUGAUCAGCAUGUACAUCCCCGGAGGGGGCGACACGGGAGACCCCGCGGCAGCGGCGGCUGCGGCAGCGGCACAGAGGGGCUACAGCAGCGUCCAGCAGCACUACCUCAGCGGGACCGUCCCGCUCACACACAUCUAGACCCCCCCCCCCCCCCGACCCCCAAAGUGUACAUAUUGGCUUUUUUUAGUCCUUUUUAGACCCAGCAUUCAGCUCCGGCUGACCUGAGACCAGCCGAUACAACAAAACGCUUUGUUUUGUUUUGGAUGGAUGACGCCGCCCAAUGGGGGGACCACUUUUCUUCUUCGAUAUUCUUUGAAAUAAAUGAACCAACGUGUUUUUAAUCUUAGCUUUUCCUCUUGACGUGGACACCGUUUGUUUUUAGGCUUACGUUAACGCUCUCCAGGGCCGCUUGAGCCCACAGGGGCCGCAGGUUGCCCACCCCUGCUGCUUUAUGGACCUAAAAGGGAAAUGUUUUUUAGUUGGAGGCGUCCGGUACUAACUACACACUUUUUGGAAGAAAAGGAGAAGGGAAAAAGCUGUGAUGUGUGAAUGUUUACAUUUUGAAAAAGAAAUUAACUUUCUAUUUUCCCUAUAGAUUUUAUUCUGUGUAUAAAUGCAGAAAGAUAGUUACUGUAUGUAGCAUUCUUGUAAAUAAUGUACACAUUUUCAGGUUCUUAUACUAAGAGCCCUUUUUUAGAGAAAAAAAAUCUUUAUGGAUUUCAUGACUAUUAAUAAAAUGUAAAAAAAAAAUGUAAUUUUUGUAUUUUCAUGUUUAAAAUAUAUUUGUUGUGUGCGUAGUUUAAAUUGUGUAGUUUUAUUUUUAAUUGAAAUAGCGGGUGACAACGUGCUCAUGAUUGUGUAUAUAUUUUUGA